Molecule: messenger RNA, 2022 nt
Organism: Andrographis paniculata
Lineage: Eukaryota; Viridiplantae; Streptophyta; Magnoliopsida; Lamiales; Acanthaceae
Product: sialyltransferase-like protein 1
Exons: 12
Coding region: 200-1636 (478 amino acids)
Biological process (GO): pollen germination; pollen tube growth
Molecular function (GO): sialyltransferase activity
Source: RefSeq, a predicted model, not a curated record
ACACACUUGAGCUGCACGAACGGGUCUAUUUUCUUUCCCCGUUGCAAUUGCUCUUAGCAGCAGCAGCAGCCACUCCAUAAUUAUUUUUCUUGAUUUCAUUCAUUCGUACACACAUAUUUCGCUGUGGAAAGCAAGCAAGCAAGCUAAUUUAGCUUGAUCGCGGCAGUUAUCGGGUGGAACUGAUCCCACAAGCCUCGUCAUGAGAACCCUCAGAAAGACGCCCCCGUCCUUGAGGAGACCCGCCCUCCUCCACCUCCUCUGCGCCGCCGCCAUUUUAUCCCUCUUCUUUUUCGCCUUCCAGUCGUCUUUCCCCGCCGGCACCGGCUACCAGCGCACAGGAAAAUUUAACCGGCUGGAUCUUCGAACUCUUUAUGAUUUCCAGUCAACUCUUCAAAAAUGCGUGGCAAGCAGGGGCCUUGGGCUCUCUGCUGACAUUAUAGAUCACUGUAACUUGGUCCUCAAGUUUCCAGAAGGGACUAACAGCACCUGGUACAAUGAACAAUUUAAAAUCUUCGAGCCUCUGGAAUACAAGUAUGAUGUCUGUGAAGCAAUAUUAUUAUGGGAACAGUACCGCAAUAUGACUACAGUCUUGACUAGAGAGUAUUUAGAUGCACGGCCAGAUGGGUGGCUGGAUUAUGCAGCAAAGAGGAUAGCACAGUUAGGAGCAGAUAAAUGCUACAACAGGACUCUUUGUGAGGAACAUCUUAAUGUGCUCCUACCUGCAAAGCCACCCUUUCAUCCUCGCAUGUUUCAAACUUGUGCUGUUGUUGGAAAUUCGGGGGAUCUUCUGAAGACAGAAUUUGGAAAGGAAAUCGACGGGCAUGAUGCAGUUAUAAGAGACAAUGAGGCUCCUGUUAAUGAGAAAUAUGCCAAGUAUGUUGGUUUGAAGAGAGACUUUCGCCUUGUGGUUAGGGGUGCUGCUCGUAACAUGAUCAAGAUUCUCAAUGGAUCAGAUGAUGAAGUGCUUAUUAUCAAAAGUCUCACCCACAGGGAUUUCAAUGCAAUGAUAGAGAGGAUUCCAAAUCCAGUUUAUCUCUUUCAAGGUAUCGUACUUCGUAGGGGGGCCAAAGGCACUGGAAUGAAAUCAAUAGAGCUGGCACUUUCCAUGUGUGAGAAUAUUGACAUCUAUGGUUUCACUGUUGAUCCUGGAUAUACUGAGUGGACCCGUUACUUCUCAACACCUAGGAAAGGACACAAUCCACUUCAAGGAAGGGCAUACUACCAGCUUUUAGAAUGCCUUGGUGUUAUUAGGAUACAUUCUCCAAUGAGAGCUGAAAGAAAGCAAGAUUGGUCAGAUAUUCCAAGUCGAGAAACAAUAAGCAGAGCUCACUCUGCUGCUGUACGCUUGAAAAACAAUGCUUCUGGGGAAGAGGGUGAUUUGGGACAAUUCCGUAACUGCAAGGUAUGGGGACAAUCAGGACCAUAUGGAAGUGGGCCAAUAUCAGGUUCACCCCGAAUGAGCAAUGUUAGGAAGCAUUCAAACUACAGCAAAUGGGAAGUUGUGCCUUUUGAGAAAUUAAGAAAAGAAGCACAGGAUCAUUAUGUUCAGAUGGAGGGUGUGGCAUUAUACAAAAUGGACGGCAAUAGAUUGGAUGAUCUGGUCUGUGUGAGGCAUUCAGAAAAAUCUCAAAUGUGAUGAUAUGAAACCUGAAUUGUGAUGGUGUGAAGAAGAGAAGAGGUCGAGGUAGAUGGCAUUGGCAGCAGAAGACACAUCACACAUUAUGAAUGUUGAGGGGAAACUUGUUUACUGUACAGACUGGACUCGAUUGUGCGGCCCUGGUCCUGAUCAUAAAUACAAUGAAUGAACGAUGCAGGGGAGGCGAGCUUGAUUGUGAUUUGGUAUGAUCCUUGUUGGAGUUUUAAAACAUGUGGAUGCAUUGAAGAAUUUCCUCUGGUGGUGGUGGUGGUGGUGAAUUAUUAUCUAUUAUGAGCAGUAGUAUGUUACUAUAUAUUAUGAUAUUGUUAAUGCAGUGGCCUUUCUUUUCUCUGCCUGCCUGCUGGCAUGGCAUAAUCAUUCCAAGA